AUGCAAGUAUCAUCAAUAAGAGCUAGCUCAAACCAUCUUGCUGCUAUUUUGGCAAAAUCUAAGGAUUAUAUAGAGAUACAUCUACAUAUUGCUAAUGUUCCAGAUCUCGUCAUGAAUAGAACUAAAGAAUUCAACAAUAUUUUUAGCAACUGUCUCCAUUGA
This is a messenger RNA of Blumeria graminis f. sp. triticale, 162 nucleotides long. NCBI's taxonomy places the organism in Eukaryota, Fungi, Ascomycota, Leotiomycetes, Helotiales, Erysiphaceae. The record is from the annotation of a GenBank genome assembly.